CCCCGUGCCGAGCGCAGAUGAGCCGCCGCCUAUGAUUGGUGCGUUGCGUGCCGCCCGGCCAUUGGCUGUGAGUAGGCAGAUGGGCGGAGCCAGUCGCAGCAGGGAAGUGUUUUCGCAGGGCGAGUGUGUAUCGCUGCCAGCAUCCGGUCUGUUCUCCGUGCUCUCCCGUUACCUGGCGGCGGACCGAGCGCGGAUCACGGCUGGGAGGCAGCUUUGUCAUGGGACUGGGGGAGCAGUCUCUACAAGGAUGGGUGUCCUGGCUGCUGCUGUGCCUGCUCAGGAUGGCUGAAUACGGCGCCCAUGCUGAGCACUCGGAAAAUGUUCAUCUUUCAGGACUCCCACUGGCUUGUGGAGGGAUUCCUGAACAGAUCAGGCAACCUAGCGGUAUCAUCACCAGCCCGGGAUGGCCGAUAGAGUACCCGUCCAGAAUAAACUGCAGUUGGUACAUCCGUGCCAACCCUGGAGAAACCAUCACAAUCAGUUUCCAGGAGUUUGACCUCCAGGGAUCGGCCACCUGCAAUUUCGACUGGUUAUCUAUAGGUCCAACUCAGAAUUCCGAUGGGGCCAGGGCAUGCGGCUCUACCAUCCCAGCACCAUAUACCUCCUUACAAGACCACGUGUGGAUCAAGUUUCAUGCAGACGACCACAUUACAAGAAAAGGAUUUCACCUAUCUUACGCUUCAGGAAAGAAAAAAUGCGAACGGAACAAAUUUCGUUGCGACAACGGAAGAUGUAUCUCUGAAACCUUAAAGUGCAAUCACAUGGAUGACUGCGGUGAUGGAUCCGAUGAGAAACUCUGUGCCAAGCUGAGUCACACCACAGAGGCAGUCUUUCAGCCCUGCGCUAGUAGUCACUUCCAGUGCCUGUCGCGUUUCACUAAAGCCUACACCUGCCUGCCCAACUCUGUGAAAUGUGAUGGGAAUAUCGACUGCCUGGACCUGGGAGACGAGAUCGACUGUGAAUUACCUACGUGCGGUCAGUCGCUGAAGUACUUCUAUGGUGCGUUCAGCUCCCCCAACUAUCCCGACUUCUACCCCCCUGGCAGUAACUGCACGUGGCUCAUUGACACCGGAGAUCGCCGAAAAGUUAUCCUGCGUUUUACAGACUUCAAGCUGGAUGGAACCGGUUAUGGGGAUUACGUAAAAAUUUACGAUGGGUUGGAAGAAAACUCACGUAAACUUUUGCGAGUUUUAACUGCAUUUGAUUCUCACGCUCCCCUCACUGUAGUCUCCUCUUCAGGUCAGAUCCGGGUUCAUUUUUGUGCCGAUAAGGUGAAUGCAGCCAGAGGAUUUAAUGCCACCUACCAAGUGGACGGCUUUUGUCUUCCGUGGGAGAUUCCCUGCGGCGGAAACUGGGGCUGCUACACAGAGCAGCAGAGAUGUGAUGGCUACUGGCACUGCCCCAACGGAAGGGAUGAGCUGAACUGUUCCAUGUGCCAAAAAGACGAAUUUCCUUGCUCCAGAAAUGGGGUCUGUUAUCCGCGGUCAGACCGCUGCAAUUACCAGAAUCAUUGCCCCAAUGGGUCGGACGAAAAGAACUGCUUCUUCUGCCAGCCCGGAAACUUUCACUGCAAAAAUAACAGAUGCGUCUUCGAGAGUUGGGUGUGCGAUUCGCAAGACGACUGUGGGGAUGGGAGCGACGAGGAAAAUUGUCCUGUUAUUGUGCCCACGCGGGUGAUCACUGCGGCGGUGAUUGGCAGCCUUAUAUGUGGGCUUCUGCUGGUCAUUGCUUUGGGAUGUACCUGCAAACUCUACUCUCUCCGCAUGUUUGAGCGCAGGUCCUUCGAGACACAACUUUCACGAGUGGAAGCGGAUUUAUUGAGAAGGGAAGCCCCGCCGUCUUAUGGACAACUCAUUGCUCAGGGUCUAAUCCCUCCAGUAGAGGACUUUCCUGUGUGCUCUCCAAACCAGGCCUCUGUUUUGGAAAACUUGAGAAUUGCAGUGCGCUCUCAGCUGGGUUUCACAUCCAUUCGACUCCCAAUAGCAGGCAGGUCCAGCAACAUUUGGAAUAGGAUUUACAAUUUUGUACGGUCCCGUAACUCUGGUUCUCUGUCUUUGGUAUCUACCAGUGGAGAUGGUUCGACAAGCCAAGGAGCUAAUCGAGAAGGGGACCGUGGAAACACCCACAGAGGACUUUUCUCUGUGGAAUCUGAUGAAACAGAUGGGGAAAAUGACAGAAGAGAUGCUCAAGGGGCUGUUGGCGGUGUUGCUGCUCCUUUGCCUCAGAAAACUCCCCCUGCAUCUGCUGUGGAAGCUACAGUAAGUGGCAGCGGGAGCUCUACUACCCCAGCGUCUAACAGUAGACCAUCCGAUAAUGUCAGGGAGACCCCCGCUCCGGAAGCUCCUGCUAUAAGUCCAGCCCGCCAACAGCUCAGCAGCGCUCUUAGUAGAAUGACUCAAGGCUUGCGUUGGGUGCGAAUUACUCUUGGGAGGUCAAGCUCUGCUGGUCAGAACCAAAGCCCCUUGAGGCAACUUGACAGCAGCGGAGCUGGAAGAGAAGAAGACGACGAUGUGGAGAUGUUGAUUCCAGCCUUAGACUUUGACCUCAAUGACUGCACUAGACCAUUACUUGAUCUUGCCUCGGAUCAGGGGCAAGGACUUGCACAGCAGAGUGCAACAUCUCAAGGAGCAAGGCCCUGCGGUCGCGACGGUCCUUGUGAGUGUUGUGGCAUAGUCCACACCGCUCAGAUCCCAGACACCUGCCUGGAGGCGGUGCUGAAGAACGAAACUAGCGACGACGAAGCAUUGCUACUCUGCUAGACGCACCUUCGGCACUUGGGAUUCGUGUUUUGGAGCAAUAUCUAGUCACCGUUUUGUACUUCACAGAAACCAACAAAUGCUUGGAAUAUUCAGGAAGUAAAAAAAAAAAAAAAAAACUAAAAAAAUACAGGAACUAGUUCUGCAUCUUGGCACUUGUGGUUACUACCGUGAAUAUCUGUGUGCGGUGAUAUAUUGGUGGACGAUCCACGAGCUUUUACCGGUACGGAAUUAGUCUAGUUUACCCUGUGUAUUGGUUAGUUGUGUAUGUGGCUCUGUAAGCAGUGGAUACUUGCACCCAGACACAACUAGUAACGCAGGAGACUUUGCUUUUGGGUGUAUAGCGAUGACCCACUGGUACAAAAAUCACAAUGGCAGAAAUUGAACCUGGAUCCCGAUUAUACAACUUUUUUCUAAUUAUUUCAUUUAUUGAGUUUUUUUUUUUUUUUUUGUUCUUGUUUUUUUAUUUUAUUUUAUUUUUUUACUUUAAUGGAGUAUAAAUUAUAUUUUGUAUGGGUUGUUCCCAUCAAAUUUUCAACCCCCACUUUUUUUUCCCCCUUUUAAAAAAUGCAUCAAAUUAUUUCUUCUAUUCAUUGUAUAGUCUUAUCGUCGCCUAAGCACAGAUGCGCAACCACCGUGUUAUAAGUACGUAGUCUAUAAAUUCGCCAGGGAUGGGGAGCCACUACAUUGUUAAUAUUUACAGGCUCCAGCAUGUAUUUGUGGCUUUCUGUUUCCUUGUGAAUGACUAGAUUACAUGGUUGUGAAUACUGGCUUGGAUUACAGAUCCGCUUUUUUUUUUGGGGUUGGGGAGGGGGGGGCGGUUCAGGAGUGACCGGGUCCUACUUGGGAACUCUUUACUUGAAAUCACAUCGGCAGGCACUUAAAGCUUAUCUUGAUAUGGUACUUCCAAAAGUGUUGGAUUAGAAGUGUUGCACAAAAAUGGAAACCUUUUUCUUUACUCAAGGCGUAGUACCUCCUUUUGUCCAGCGCAGCACUGUUCUUAGCUGUAAAGAUGGUACAGUAUACUACAGAAAGUCCAGUGUAAGGAUAUACACAUUAAACAAAAUGGCGAAUAAAUUUUGUUUCUUGCUAUAGGAAAAAUACUCCUUUUAUAUUGUCCAUUGAAGUGAAACUUAAAGGGUAAAAAUGUACUUAAAAAAAUUGAAAGGGUUCCUGUUGUCUGCAAUUGGAGGUGGGAGUCCUAUUGGGAACUACAUAUUUUCUCCACUGUAUUUUCUCACUUAUCUAGUGGCGAUUUCUAAUAUUGCAUAUAAACGGUAAGAGGUUUGGCUGGAUCGUAGAGCAGUCACAUAUUUGUUCACAUGUUGCAUGCAACUUUGCCUGCAUUAACCUUAAAAAUUAAUGCCGGCAAAGUCACAUGUGACCUACAAACAAAAAUCCAUCAAAAUAAUAACAAUAAUUAUUUAUAUAGUGGCAGCAUACAGUGAUCCCUCAACUUACAAUUGCCUCAACAUACAAUAGUUUCAACAGACAAUGGUCUUUUCUGGACCAUUGUAACUUGAAACCAGACUCAACAUACAAUGCUACAGACAGUCCAGAUCUGCGAAACGUGUCAAUGGCUGGAAGACCUGACCAAGCAGAAUGGGCAUUUUACUUGUAAAACCCCUGUAUUACUGAAGUGUAUCUACUGACUGUGACUGGUAUAACACCAAAGAAAGAGAA
Messenger RNA from Hyla sarda, 4439 nucleotides. RefSeq names its product LDL receptor related protein 12 (gene LRP12). Gene Ontology annotation, cellular component: microtubule; cilium. The transcript is spliced from 8 exons. The coding region runs from base 219 to 2759 and encodes 846 amino acids. Gene Ontology annotation, molecular function: microtubule binding. Gene Ontology annotation, biological process: cilium assembly. NCBI's taxonomy places the organism in Eukaryota, Metazoa, Chordata, Amphibia, Anura, Hylidae. The record is from RefSeq and is a predicted model, not a curated record.